This is a messenger RNA of Anopheles moucheti, 2582 nucleotides long. RefSeq lists its product as uncharacterized. The record is from RefSeq and is a predicted model, not a curated record. The transcript is spliced from 9 exons. Bases 37 to 2271 code for a protein of 744 amino acids. Lineage: Eukaryota; Metazoa; Arthropoda; Insecta; Diptera; Culicidae.
UACAGCAAAUCGAAGCUAAAUCAAGUGUGUAUCACAAUGAAACCGAAAAUAUCGCUGCAACUUAUAGAAAAGAAGCUUCAAAAACUGGCCUCGAUACAGGAAAUAUCGGUACAGCUAGAAGAAACGCGAAAAUUUUUAUCGCAUUUCUUCGUCCUGCUUGAAGAUGACGCUCAGUACGAAGAAGGUUAUUUUCAAACGUUGAUGCUUUGCGAGCAAUUGUUUUCACGAUGUGAUCAUACCGAUCGAGAUAUAAUUGUAGUGACCAACAUACUGAACACGAUAUUGGAAAUUAUCAACCGGGGUUAUGUGAGUACGCAAGUGGUUAUCUUGUCGCUUGUCACAAUUCACAAUAUCAUGGGCAACCUGCACCUUUCGGAAGUAGUAUCGCUACGUGAAAUGUUGCGAGCGAAGCUCCCAAUUGUUAAUCAUUACUUCAGGCAGAUGAACAAUUUCAGCAUUAUGUCCUCCAUUGUAGGUAUUAUUUACACAUAUGUGUAUAAAUACGACCCUACCGAUAGGGAAGCUACGUUACAGGAGGUAUUGAACGAUUUUGACGAUGUGACGGGAAAACUGACCGAAAUGUUAUCGUGGCCAUUGGAAUCGUUCAAUUCGAAAUGCCGAAACUUUCUGAAUAACAUUCCGGACCGAAAGUACUUUUCACUGUCUGCCCGUUUUGCAACAUUCGGCGGCAGAACAAUUGUACCACGUAGGGGCUAUGAUUGUAUUUCGUUCGAAUGGAAUUCUCAACCGCUCGAGCUUUCGUUUGGCUCCUUUUGUUUUGAAGGAGAACGGGACAACAUGUCUGAAGUUAGUGUCGACUAUAAAGACAUCUCCACGUUGGACAUCUUUUCGGACUGCAAGGAGCCGCGUGUUGUAUGUGAAUAUGGAAAAAUUACAGCGACGGGAGUUUCUAUGGGAGAAUCUUACCAGCUAAAGAUUGCUUGUUCGGACAAUGCUGAGCUACACGAACUAGCCAUCUUUAUAAAACCGUUCAUCAACUCGAUUCAAUAUAUAUCACCUAAUUUUUCACAUAAUGAACCAUCGAUCGAUGAAGUCGUAAUCCGGCACGACAAACUGUACAACACUAUGGAUCUUAAUCCUAGCAGCCACUCGUUGGUCAACGACAAUAGCCAAAUGGUACGGACGCCUCCAAUUCCAAGAGAUUCAACGUCUCCACAGGCUUUGCACUCAAUGGGGCAGAAUGAAAAUAAUUGCGAGGAAAAUAUUAGUUUUCAUGAGCGGGACACGAAUUUCAAACCUUUCGACAUGCAGUGGAAAGCUAAAUUACUGAACAGCUCCGCCAAAAAUAAGCGCCUAAUGUACGACCCGUACGAUAUAGCGCGCAUGCGAGAGGAGGAACAAGAACAACGGAGACAAAACGGUCGUUUUGGAACGGUUGCAAAAACAGGAAGAGUUAAAAAAGGCGCGAGUGUUGCUAGCAACCAGCGUUCGCAAUUUGGGCAAUGUUCAACUCCGAAAAACCAAUGCACCCCAAAGGUAUUGGACAUACCGCUCCUGAUCGAUCAAGAUGAAUUAUCUUCAAUUGAUGAAAAUAGUGACCAUGAGCAGGCGAAUAGUGAGGGCAGCGAUCCCACGUACGUGCCUUACAUUAUGUUAUCUAAACCAGCGAUCCAUGGUCGUGGAAAUCAAAAAGGAACGAUGCGCCAAAGCAAAGUAUCAACAAGUGUACUACGUACCAGAGCAAACAUGAAGAAGAAUGUAGAAACCAACCGUGACACGGGAACCGAAAAAAGACCAGCUGCAAAGGGUAGAAAAGCACAGCAAUCGGGUGCUUGGUCAGGGACACCAACUGUAGAAUCGACCAAGCAGAUAGAUGUUACUGGUGACGAUGUUUCGUGUCGUUCAAUGGAUGCAACGCUAUCCAAACCGCAAAACCGCAAAAGGCUGAACGCCAAAAAAACGACCACACAAACUACUACCAAAUUGACGACCACCGAAACAACAGAGGUAGGUAUUGGUGCCUGUACGGAAGUAGGUAACAAUCCAUCGACAGAAAUAGCGACGCUGGAGGAUGUAAAUAUGACGCCACCGUCCGAAACCGUGUCUGUUCAUGCAACACAAAAGGUUUACACGAGCCUUUACAAAGUCGAAAAACAUCAAGAGUACAGAGUGCAGCGUGAAGUAAAUCAACACGAUUGUUGUAUUGUAACCGAUGUACUAACGGAAGGAGAUCGUGCGCAUAUAUUAACACACGCAAACAAAAUCAUAGAAAUUUUAUCUCAUACCAGUAACAACGCUGGAGCUCACUGACUCAAUUGAACUGAAGAGAAGUCUCGCGGUAUAGGACGAGAAGACCUGUUUUUACAAAUUAAUACUGAGACAUGUACGUACUCUGAUGUAUGAUCGACAUUAAUGACGUAAUUUUGCAUGGAUUGUUAAUACCACUCUAUUGAAUCACAUACAAGAAUUGGUACAGAAUUUAUUGUAUUAUUAUGCUAUUAGAGCUUAGAUACUUUCUGCUAUACGUGAAUUGAAUAAACAUACAAAAAGCUUCCGUAAUUCUUUCAAAACUUUCAUUCUCGUCCUAAUAUAAACAUUAUUCAUUACGUAUAGCUUGUUAC